AUGGGUUCAGGCAAUUUCUUCAAGGCGGCGCUUGACAAAGGUGCAGGGCCGAGCCUUGGGUAUUGGCAGAUGAUGCCCAGCACCAACAUCUCACGGAUGCUCGCGCAGACGCCCGGCUGUGACUGGGUAUUGAUUGACUGCGAGCACGGUGAUCUUGACGAUCGAGACAUGCGCCAAUGCGUCCCAGCCGUUGCAGCAGCCGGCGCAUCGCCGAUUAUCCUCGUUCCUCUCCUGCAAACAGCACAAGAAGCUCGCGAUAUCGUAAAGGCGGCCAAGUUUCCUCCCAUGGGAAACCGUGGAUUCGGAAGCCCAUUCUCCAUGGGUCGCUUCAAGCCCGUCCCUACGUCGGAUGAGUAUCUACAACAAGCCAACGACAGUCUGCUAACCCUAGUUCAAAUCGAGACGAAGUCUGCUUUGGACAACCUCGAAGAAAUUGCAGCCGUUGAAGGUAUCGACGUUUUAUUCAUUGGGCCUUUCGAUCUUGGUAAUAGCAUUGGAUACCCUAUCCUCAACGGUGUUGUAAAGCCAGAGCUCAAGGCUGCCAUUAACCGCAUUCUUGAAGUCUCGCGUAAGGCAGGGAAGAAAUGUGGUAUUUAUUCGGGAUCUGGGGAGCAGGCGAAGGGAUAUAUCGAGGCAGGAUUUAAUAUGGUUCAUAUUGGGACGGAUUACGCCAUGCUUCAACAGGCUACGAGAGCUGAGAUGGGCACUGCUCGAGGGAGAGAUUUAGGAAAGCGCCAUAGGAGCCCGAUGCUAGACGAGCCAGUCCUCACACCCAUCCACUGCAUUUUACAAAUUGCGUUGCCUAAAACAAUUCACGGAUGA
This is a messenger RNA of Fusarium oxysporum Fo47, 822 nucleotides long. RefSeq names its product Pyruvate/Phosphoenolpyruvate kinase-like domain-containing protein. Gene Ontology annotation, cellular component: cytoplasm. The record is from RefSeq and is a predicted model, not a curated record. The coding region runs from base 1 to 822 and encodes 273 amino acids. The transcript has 6 exons. NCBI's taxonomy places the organism in Eukaryota, Fungi, Ascomycota, Sordariomycetes, Hypocreales, Nectriaceae. Gene Ontology annotation, molecular function: aldehyde-lyase activity.